Molecule: messenger RNA, 4805 nt
Organism: Megalopta genalis
Lineage: Eukaryota; Metazoa; Arthropoda; Insecta; Hymenoptera; Halictidae
Product: nucleolar protein 4-like
Source: RefSeq, a predicted model, not a curated record
CGCGUCGCCAGUCGCCAGUUUGCCGUGAGCGCUCGUGAUGUGAGGACGUUCUAUGAUCUCGUCUACGAGCGUGGCGCUCUCUCAACUAUCGCAGUAGAAACGGGGGAACGUGUCGCGUACCUUUCGCAGAUCCGCGUCCCCUGCGGAGAGCAGGGCAGAGCGACCCGAGACAACCGUAUGAUACGACAACAGGCCGAACGAUCCACGAAUCUGCGCGAGGGUUGACGAUCUAUCGUCGUCGAAGCCGAAACCCGCGGCGUGCGCGGUCACGCGACCUCUGGCACGAGGAGAACGCGAUCGUUCUUUACUGACUGGAGAACCGAGCGGGAUAAUCGUUCCCGCGACCGAUUCCCGCCGCAAUCGUCGAACACGCCGCGCGCUGCGAUAUUAUGUGAUUUGUGCGUGACAUUCUACAGGAUUUGGCGGCGAGCCACGCUAGAUCGUUCGCGGAACGUUGUCAGUGAUUAGUGACUCUGUGCACCCUUGUGAUGCCCGGACGUUUCGAUCGACCAGCUGAUCGCGAUUCUGGCAGUGUUGUCGCAUCGACUCGAUGGACUAUAUAGAAGGCAGAGCCGGGCCGGCGAGUAUCGCGUGUACGUGAGCGGAAGUUCGAAUCGGUCGUAGACGGGACAGUUUUCGUGCGGGCUCGCCUCGCCUCUUCUCUCUUCCCUUCGCUUGGCAUCGGCUCGCUCGCUCGCUCGAUCUCGCACGCACUCGCACACACGCUCGCUUGUUGCCCUUUUUGUCACCCGCACCCGCGUCUACGUCGACACCUGCGGCGACCGCGGGAAUUUUAUCGCGGCGGUUCGUGGCGCUGCUGCCGUGGUGUUGUUGUGCGCGAGCUUAAAGUUCGCGGCUGUGCGCGGAACAAGGAUAGAGUGCGCGCCGUGUACACGCUCGGGACCGAGAGGGGGACAGACCGCGAGUGCGCGACAGAGACGAGACUAAAACCGAGAACUCCGCGAAAGUUCGCGAGUGAAACGUGCCAUCGAGACGAAUUCGAGACAUCUCCGUCUCGCUCCCGCGCUCUCCCGCUCCAGUUUCUGUUAUCGGCGGCUGUGCACCGGUGGGGCGAGAAGGACAGCAGCGGCCCGCAACGGGCGGAACAGGGAUAGCGCGCGUCGCCCCCUUAUUGUUUUGUGAUCGGUGGUUUCGGUGGCGCGGGUGGCACAAGUCGGCAAAGAAGAUCCCGCUAGCCAGAGCGAGAGACGGUUAACCGAGGGACAAGGACGCGGGAAAAAGAGAGGGAAACACGAUUACCGUUGCACGCGGCGAAGAAAGAAAGACCAGAGUCGGGACUGAAUAUGUCCGCUAAGCGAAAGGCCACUGCCAUCAUGCAGCACCACAAGGAAAAUAUCUCGACUCCCGAACCCGCCGACAUAUCGGAGGAUGAUCAUUAUCCGAGCGCGCUCAUGAAAGACGCGGAUAAGCUGAAGCUGAUGCUGCUCGCGUGGAAUUAUAAUCUUCAACAGCAGGCUCAGGCUCAGGCUCAGGCCCAGGCUCAGGCUCAGGCCCAGGUACAGGCGCAGGCCGCCAACGCGGCCCUCUCGCCAAAUAACUCCUCGACAACCACGGCCACCACCGUUGGCACACCUGUCACCAGUCAAUCGGCUAUAUCCACGGCAAACAACACCAUUAACAACUCCACACUUACAGACUCACGGAACGGCUCUUCGGAGAUGGUAGACAUGCCCGCGGGAACUGUCCCCAAUUUGGCCGCCGUGGCCGGCGAGGACAUGGCAUCCUUGUGGGCGUCCUACGCAAUGGGACUAAAGAAGACACCGCCGCCAGGAUCGUCCGCGACGCCCUCGCGAUCGGAUCGCGAUCGUGAGUCCAGUCCACCGGGGGGCGAAGGGACGGGGAGCGCUCACGACGAGACCAGCAGCAGUGGUAAUAAAGAGGACGAGGACGACGACGACGAAGACGCCGACGAGAGGCUGGACCCCAGACAUCAUGACCCGGAGCGCCUGAAGGCUUUCAACAUGUUCGUCAGGCUGUUCGUUGACGAGAACCUGGACCGCAUCGUGCCCAUCUCGAAACAGCCCAAGGAGAAGAUACAGGCGAUCAUCGACAGCUGCACUAGACAGUUCCCCGAGUUCGCGGAGAGGGCCAGGAAGAGGAUCAGAACGUACCUAAAGAGCUGUCGGAGGAACAAACGGGGCAGGGAGGGUGCGCCCUGGGACGCGGCGAGGCCCACUCCGGCACACUUGACCUCCGUGCAGGCCGAGCAAAUUUUGGCAACGGCCUGCGAAAAUGAGAGCGACAACGCGAAGCGCAUGAGAGUUGGUAUGGAACCUGUGUCACAGCCUAUGCCAACACUUCCGGCGGCAACGCAAACGGAUGUCCGGUCAAGUUUGGAGCAUUUCUCGAGUACGCCGGUGAAAUCACUUCCGAUCAAGAGGGAGGAUACACCGCCGACAUCGUUAACGUCCCUAGCGCCGUUAACCAGCUUGGCGAACUUACCGAGCAGCACCCUCUCUUCUACACCCCUAUCUCUUGCGCCGGCGUCGAAGCUGCUCACACCGGCGGAUAACAAGGGUCUCAUGAGCCAGGCAACGAUAGUCAGCUCCUCGGCCGUUAAUGGUGUUGCCAGCGGCGGUGCACCCACGGCGAUGUACAGACCGAACUUCAGCCAGGCGUUCCAGCGUGCAGGACCAACGACGGUGCCGCCGACCCUCUCCGCGGGACUGUACCCGACGCAGAGCUUCACGUCCGGUCUCCUGAGCAACGGUACACAAAGACCGACGGACCUAAGCAUGAAGAACACGAAGCCGCUGCUGAGUCACAAGCUAAACGCAACAGAAAUGACGGCCGUGAGGCAACUGAUCACCGGAUAUCGAGAAUCCGCGGCGUUCCUGCUGAGGUCCGCCGACGAGCUGGAGCAGCUGUUGCUCCAGCAGCCAUAGAGCUACAUUUAAGUGGCGGCCGGUCAGCAGAAUUAGUUUGUAAGUUCGUCCGGGUGAUGAAGAAAAACAGGAGUCGGGGGUCCGGCAAUCCGACGAUCGAGUCCGGAGACUUAAACGCCAGCAUGAACAAGGCUCGGCCACCCCUUCCGACGUCCUCGCGUUACCGACGGCCGGUAACGAGUUUCUCUUAUCCUGCAUUAGAAAACGCAUUUCCGAGAGCAGGGUCGACCGCGUAAGAAGGGUCGGAGCCCCCCGGUCGGGUCGACCGUCCUCCGAAAACAGACCAGAAAGCAGUGUUCUCCAGACGAUCGUCGAAGGAUCGUUGCGCCCCGAGGCGGCCCCGAGGGAUCUCGAAGCCGCCGGACACUAAAACGGCGCGGCUGGGUUUCUCUUCGAGAACAGAGUUCCACGCGACACAGGCGAUGUAACGCGGAGUUUUAAGACUAGAUUUAAGGGAACUAUUCAAACAGGGUGUACAUAGAGAGGAUUUACAGAUAUUUACUUAACUACCGAUAAGCUUAAGCUUAAACGACGAGACGGCGUGUAAGGUGUGCGUGUACGUAUGUGUGUGCGUAUGUAUGUGUGCGCGAGUGUGCGCGAGAGGCCGAUGACGGGAGGUGUCGGAUUUGAUGAAGAGUGUGUCGCUCUCCGAGGGUGCUGUCUAAGGGCCAGACGAAUUCCCGAUCGCAACGACCGCGUGCAGCUCGGUUAAUCCUUGCCGGUUGAGAACCGGUCGCUGUCGAGCUCGAUGUCGCUGUGUGUAUCCUCGAGACGGGGCAGUUCUCUUUUUUUCUUUCCUCGACCGAAGUUCGCGGAUCGGCGUAACAGCGAUCGCGUGUACAUACGACUGGUCGCGAAACGAGCAUCGACGUCCGAUUAAUUAAACCGGCGAUCGUGCGAAGGGGUGCGCGGAACCGAUCUACGCCGCAGAGACACACGUGUACAUAGACGAGUGCAUGCACAAUACGCAUACCCUCGCGCGUAGACUCAUGUAUAUAAAAUAGGUCGCAGGACAAGAUGACAGUUCUCUUUUCUUUUUUUCUUUUUUUCGCUGGGGACAGUGAGAAAUACCGACGAGUUUUUAUUGAUAAUUAUUCGUACACCGGCGCAGCCACCGUUGGCCCGGCAGAGAGAGAGAGUGCAUAGUACUUGAAGCGUGCAGGUUUCGUCGACGAUCGUGGAUUCAAGUUUUGCUAGACGAUGUUUCCUCGAAGCGCUCAGAUCUCGACGGUCGCUGACGUUUUGUUCUCGAGAAAUAGAAUUACCCAGACACUGCGUGACGUUUGUCGAGGAUUUGUAAUUAAUCAGCCGGCCAGAAUUGGCUCGGCAGUUUCUUUUUCUCUUUUAACUUCGUUUUACCGGUGGAUGGUUGUUUAGAAUGUUUCACGGAAGCGACGAUGAAAUGAAUUCAGGUUGCUUCGCGCGAUUUUGGUUCCUCGAAUCAUAGAGAUAUAUAUUAUUGCUUUUAGAAUUUGAUGGAGAAAUUUUAUUAGCGAUCAUGUUUUCAUCUGUAGACACACAUUUAGUUGAUGUGACGUUAGGGUGUCGAAAAAUGUUUGUCGUGGUUAGGGUACGUGAACAUCCUCGGAUGUCGUUGACCGACUCUUUUUCAAGGUUCACAUUAAAAUCGUUAAUGAAACGAUUGAAAAGAAAAUUUGACCUUGAAAAAAGUCUGCAAAGGACACUUGCGGGAACUGUUUUUGACGGAUCUUCGUGGAUCCGAGGAUGGAGAUUUCACCUAUGCUAGUCGCGACGAAACAUUUUCGUACACGCUGUAAAAUUCUUUGAAUAAAAUGUUUGUCGUAGAUUGGUGAAUCUUGCUUUUUUCGAUUUUAGCUGUUAACGACGAUUGCCGAACGAAACUUUUACCGAAUAAAAAUUGUUGUAUUUUGAGCAUUA